AUGUCCUGCACCCCGUUAGAGAAGAGGCUUCUGCUGUAUGGAAACAAUAAAGGAUUAUUGGCAGGUUUUGAUUCCAGAUGUAUUUUAUCUAGGUGUUGGAAAGGCGGAAGUGUGCUUCUGGAGUUAUUCCUGGUGUUGUGUCACCUGAGUCCACCCAUGAGUAGGUGGCUGAGUGUGCCCACAGGGAGCCAUGAAGGGAUAGGAGCCACGGAGCGGUGGGGGCGGGGGGAGUGCUCCCAUGAGGGCAGCUGCCUCCCCGACUCUGCUCCUCGAAGCUGGUAUUCAGGGCCCCCACCCUGUGGCCCAAGGAUGCCAGGCAUGUGUCCCCCACGUGGACAGCCUCUGACCUGGCCCCCCGGGACGUGGCUGGAGGGAAGCAUAGAUAUUCCGCUCUGGGUGCAGACUUCAACUUCCCAGGACUUUAUGUUGUCAAAUAAACCUGUAAACAUUCCUUAG
Molecule: messenger RNA, 456 nt
Organism: Rangifer tarandus platyrhynchus (Svalbard reindeer)
Lineage: Eukaryota; Metazoa; Chordata; Mammalia; Artiodactyla; Cervidae
Source: the annotation of a GenBank genome assembly